GACUUCGGCGACCUCCUGCAGGUGCUUCGCAGGCACGAGGCCACCGCGCAGCGGAUCAAGGCGUACGGCUGCAACCUCGAUGAUACUGCCGCCCAGAUGGUUGCAGACUGGAUAUUGGCGCUUCCGCCUUGGGACAUGCCGAGCGAGAUCCACCUCUCCAACAACCAGCUGACGCUGGGCGGGGUAUCCCCCAUCCUGAAGGCCAUCCACUCCCAGAGCAAGACGGCCUUUCCACGGGUACCCGUCUGGCUUCGGCUUGAGAACAACAACAUCGAUGUGGGCUUCUUGGACUCCCUGUUCUCCGAGGAGGGGGGGUCCGGCCUGGCCACGGCAGGCGCGUGGGCGGCGCCGCGCCUCUGCGCCCUCGGGCGGCCACGGCGCCGCCCCGCCGCGCGCGCGCUGCCGCCUCGCAGCCGCGGGCCGCCCUCGCGCCGCGGCGACUGCCCCGCGGCCUGGCCGCCGUCGCGCUCGGCGCCGCCGGCCUCGGGUGCUCUGCGGCGAGGCCGGACCUCCGACGACGGGGCGCUGCUCCAUGCGCGCGGGCGCACCCGCCCCGGGAGGGCCGGCGGGGCGGCCCUCUCUGAGAGUUCGCGGCGCCACCUCGGGGCCGCGCUCGGCUGCCUGGCCGCCUUCGGCGCGGCGGCGGCCGCGGCCGCCUGGGCGGGCGCGCACGCGAGGGCGUGGCCCGCCGGGGCGGAGGGCUGCGAGGGCUACUGGCCGCCGCCGGCGGUCUGCCUGGGGCUCGGGCAGGGCGGGCGCGACGCGGCCGCCGGCGACGCGUCCCUGGCGGCCUGGUGCCCCCAGCGCCGGGUGGACGCCGAGUGGCCUGGCAGGGGCGAGUUCGUGGCCAAGCUGCGGGAGAUCGAGGCGGCCGCCAGGGAAGCUGACGCCGCUGGGGGUCCCCGGACUGCGGCGGCCCUGGCUGCGUGCGGCCUGCAGGAGGCGCCUUUUGUCACCGUAGUGCGCUACCGCGGCCUGUCGUGGUCCCGCAUGGCCGAGGGCGUGAUGGUCGGCAGCGCCGAGUUCCAUGACGCCCACAGCGGCGAGGGUGCCUGCUGGCCGGACGGCUACCUCGAGCACUACGUGGGCGACUUCAUGGUGAGACCGACGGACGGAUUCAUCGAGUAUGUUCGCGCGUUCGACCUGGACGCCUUCAGAAAGGCGAUCCGCGCCGGGGGGGCCUGUGCCGGUGGAGACGGCACGUGCGCGGGGGUCGCUUGCGCCGAGGGCGUCGAGGCCCCUAAAGGCAGCUCCAGGGGCAGCUGGUCAUCAUGGAAUAUCCUGUGGGACACCUUGGGCAACCUUGGAGACUCGUCGGAGCAGCUGCUGCAUGGCCCCGGGGCUGCCGCACUGCACAUCGGCGAGAGGCUCAGCAUCCACCCUGUGCGGCUGGACCAUCCGAGGGCCCACAUGGGUUACAGGGGGGCGGCGGGCGCCGGCAUCGGGCGACAGCGGGGGCAGGGCUUCGCCUGCCCCGCCUCGGAGACCGGGUGCUGCGCGAAGUACUGCGCCUCGAAGGGCAAGGGCCUCCUCUUCCACAUCAAGUACGCCGCGAGGCAGCGCAGAGGCGAGGCCAGAGGCGCACAGCAGAGCCCCGCGCUUUCGGCGUCAACCCUUUUCUCUGGACAGCUCGCGUUGCCAGAGCCGCCCAAGACCACGACCAAGCCCCGACCACCAACGCCGCCUCCGCUGUCGGCGUGGCCGCAGCCGGCUGCGCCGCCGCCAGUGCCCGCGUCGCCGUGGCCAGCAGCGCUGCAGCCAGCGACAACGUUGAAGCAGCAGCCAGCGCAUCAGCCCGCGUCGUUGCAGCAGCAACCACCAGUGCUGUCGUGGCCGAUGGCAUUGGCGGCAGUGCUGCCAGGCGCCAGUGGCGUUGUCCUACCGCAGACAGCGACGCCAGCGCUGGCGCAGCCGCCAGUGCUGCCUCUGCCUCGGUCCGCUUGGCCAGUACCGCCAGUGCCGCCAGUGCUGCCAGCGGCGUCGCCGUCGCAGCCGUCAAUACCACUGCUGAAGGCGGUGCCGCCACAGCAAGCGGCGGGGUUGCCGCAGCCGGCGGCACCGCCCCAGUCGGCAGUGCCGCCGCAGCCGCAGCAACUGCCGCAAGUGGGGUCGGAGCAGGCGCGCGAGGAGACCUUCCGGAAGCUCCGACAGGAGCUGGAAGAUACGCUGCGGCCUCCUCCACCGCGCCGCCCUCCCGACGUCGACGCCGGCGAGCUCCGCCAGGCCCAGGGCCUGACUGCAGUGAAGCGCGCACUCCAGCGGUGCACCGCCCCGCCGGAGCGCUGCAGCGCUCCAGCGGCAGAGAAGUACCGCACGGAGAAGUGGAGCGACGAGGCCGCGCAGAGGUGGCUGGCAGCGCGGAAGCGCCCUGCGGACGCCCGAGAUGGCAGCCGGCUCCUGGCCAGAGACAGCAGGCACAGCCCAGACGCCGCGGCUCGCCCUCGGCCGCGGCGCAGGCACAGCGCGUCCCGCGGCCGCUCCCCUCGCCGCCAG
Prorocentrum cordatum is the source of this 2493-nucleotide messenger RNA. The record is from the annotation of a GenBank genome assembly. NCBI's taxonomy places the organism in Eukaryota, Dinophyceae, Prorocentrales, Prorocentraceae.